Messenger RNA from Pollicipes pollicipes, 3749 nucleotides. RefSeq names its product eukaryotic translation initiation factor 3 subunit A. Gene Ontology annotation, biological process: negative regulation of DNA-templated transcription. The annotation marks the transcript as partial. Gene Ontology annotation, molecular function: RNA binding; metal ion binding. Gene Ontology annotation, cellular component: nucleus. Lineage: Eukaryota; Metazoa; Arthropoda; Thecostraca; Pollicipedomorpha; Pollicipedidae. The record is from RefSeq and is a predicted model, not a curated record. The transcript has 10 exons.
GCGAGACGCUGGUUACAAGGCACGGGGGCUGCAGCAAAACCGGCGUAGAAAAUUAAUUUUGGCUCCGGAUCUGUGACGUUUCAGCAGCAUGUGAGCUCGUGACACCGUAAGGAACAAGGCGUCCCCGUGCAGCCGUGAUGGACACCGACGACGAACACGAGCGGUUGGAGAUCGUGGAGGACAUGCUGGAAUCUUCGGACGACGUGCUGGAGGAGAGCGACCAGGCCAUGGAGGAGUCCGCCGCGCUGGCUGACGACGACAGUCCGCGCACGCCCGGCAGGGCGGGCCCCGAGCCGGAGGACGGCCAGAUGCCGAUGGACGCGGACGCGGCGCAGCCGACGGCAGCCGAUGAGGCCGCCGCUCCCUCUUCAGGGGAUGAGGCCGCCGCUCGAAGUUCGGAAGAUGAGGGCACCGCUGCAAGGUUGGGGCGUGGAGACGCCGUUCGAACGUCAGAAGACGAGGGCGCCGCUCAAAGGCCAGGAGGCAAGAGCCCUGUUCGGGCGUCAGAAGACGAGGGUGCCGCUCGGACGUCCGGAGGCGAGGGUGCCGCUCGAACGUCCGGAGACGAAGGUGCCGCUCGAACGUCAGGAGACGAGGACGCUGCUCGGACGUCGGGAGACGAGGGCGCCGCUCGGACGUCCAGAGACGAGGGCGCCGUUCGGACGUCAGGAGAGGAGGGCGCCGGUGGGACAUCAGGAGACGAGGGCGCCGUUCGGACGUCAGGAGACGAGGGCGCCGUACCGACCUCCGGGGACGAGGGUGCCGCCGUGACCUCAGGAGACGAGGCCGGCGCCCGGACGGCGAAGGGCGAGAGCGACCCGCGGCCGGCCGCGGACGAGGGUGCCGGCCGGGCGCCGCCGGCCAGCGUCGGACCGGACCAGGACGGACUCUCCGACGUGGGGGCCGACUCGGAGGUGGCCAACCUGGAGGAGGGCGAGCUGGAGGACGGCGAGCUCGAGGACGACGGCGAGGAGCCGGAGGCCAAGGCACCUGACGACGGCGAGAAGGAUGCGUCGCCAGCGGCGCCGGCCUCCAGCCAGGAGAAGCCGCGCAAGGCGUCCCUGCUCAGGCCCGAGUGGGAGGAGGCACGGCAAAAGCGGAAGGCGGCGGCGGCCGCACGGCACGGCGAUGAAUACAAGCCGCCUUACCCGCGCCAGGGCUCCAUGCUGGUGCCAGAGUACGACGACAUCGACGAGGAGAUGGGCCACCAGCAUUUCAAGCGGCGACGCAUGGACCGACCCAUGUACAAGUCACCCGCCAUUUGCAGCUACUACAUGCAGGGCAAAUGCCAGAAGGGGAGAAUGUGCUCUUUCUCGCACAAUGCGAUUCCGCCAAGGAAGAUGGAGCUGUGCAAAUUUUAUCUCAUGAAUUGCUGUGCCAAAAAAGAAAAGUGCCUGUACUUACACAAAGGGUUUCCUUGCAAAUUCUUUCAAACGGGCGCCAAGUGUUUUGUGGAUGAGAAGUGCAAAUUCAGUCAUGAGCCCCUUAAUGAUACCACCAGGUCUAUCUUGCUAAAGCAUCUGGAGACGGCGCCUAAGGAGAUCCUGGGCGACUUCCCUCGCAUGACGCGUCCCGACGCGUUGCAAGUCAUCGAACAGGCUAUCAGCAAGCGCGAGAAGAACGAGGAACCCAGCUUUACCUUCCCCAACAUGGAGCAGACCAGAUCCGCACACAUGGUGAAGAGUUCUUUCGACCCUCGCAACCUGGAGAACGACCGCAGCGUGAGGCCCGGCCCGGAGCGGCAUGACUGGUCCGGUCCGGAACGGCACGAGUGGGGCGUUCCGGAGUGCUCGGAACGCCACGAGCGCUCCGGUCCGGACCGUCCGGAACGGCAUGAGCGUUCCGGUUCGGACCGGUCGGAACGGAAUGAGCGCUCCGGUCCGGAUCGGCCUGAACGGAGUGAGUGGUCUGGCCCGGACCGAUUGGACCGGCCGGACCGAGGGGACCGGGCGGACCGAGGGGACCGGCCGGACAGGCCGGAGCGGCACGACCGGUCGGACUGGGAAGGUGGCGAGCGAUCAGACAAGUCUAGCCGUCGACGCGACUCGUCCGUCAGAGAGGAGGAGCGCCGCCAACGUCGCGAGCGGCGUGCGCAAGAGAAGCGCGAGCGCGAAGAGCGCCGCCAGCACCGACACCGUGCGCCGCCGGGCGCGCCAGACCCGUCCACGGCGCAUUCGCCGCCGGCGAUGUCGAAUCCCAGCGGCGGCCUGUCGCCGCGUGACGCUGAGCCGCCCAACAUGGUCUAUAUCAACAGCUUGCCGGCCAGCCAGCGCCAGCUCUACCUGCGCAUACACCAGCACCAGAAGGAGCUCGUGCCCAGAGAGAACACGCCACAGCCAGCCGGUGACGACGACGACAGGGCUGCCGACGACAACUGGUACUCGAGCGACGACGACGACGCCCCUCCACUCACGGACGUCCUGAAGAAGAUGUCAUCGGAGCCAAGCAAACCUGGUGACUCGGAAGGCUCCGCUACCGUUAUGAACCCAGCCGACGCCAUCAACCAGUUGCUGACGACCAUUCGGAAAAGCACGAAAGACCACGAAAUUCGAUCGCCGGACGCCACGCUGUCGAGCCAUGAGCGCGGCGCGCGACCGCGACGCCCCUCCUGGGAGGAGGCCAGGGACGAGCGGGCUGGCGGCGCGCACAGCCGCCGCGGCUACGGCGGCCAUGACAUGGAUGAGCGCGCGCCGCGGCCGGGCGAGCGGCGCGGCUCGUGGCGCGACUGCCGCGCCAGUUCCGCUGAGCGCCAGGAGUGGGCGGACGCUGGUGGCCGCAGCCCGCGACAGACACGCGACGUGGACCCGCGCGCCGCCCGCCACGAGCCCAGGGAUGGCGACGAGGCCAGGGGCGCGCGCGACCACGACAUGCGCUACCCGAGGGUGCUGAGGGACGUGCACGCACGCGACGCCAGGGUCGGUGACAGUGACAUGCGCGACCCGCGUGCCGCGAGAGACGUGGAUGCGCGAGACCUACGUGCUGCGCGAGAUGUAGACGGGAGAGAUCCACGUGCCGCACGAGAUGUGGAUGCGAGAGAUCCGCGAGCUACGCGAGACGUUGACUCAAGGGAUCUACGAGCUACGCGAGACGUUGACUCGAGGGAUCUGCGUGCUGCACGGGAUGUGGAUGCGCGAGACCCUCGCGCUGCGCGAGACUUGGACUCGAGAGAUCCGCGUGCUGCGCGAGACGUGGACGCUAGGGAUCCGCGGUCCCGCGGGGCAGACCCCCGUCACUCGCCGCGAGACCCAGGCCCAAGUCAGGACGUGGACCUGCGCCAUCCGCCAGCCGACGCCGCCUGGCCAGCGCCCGACACGGACUUGCGCUCGCGCGACGUGGACCUGCGCAUGCCGGACCGCGACAUGCGCGCUGUGCCGCCGCGCUCCGCCUGGGACAUGGGCAGCAUGGACUUUGACAAGGACGUCGGUGAUUUGCCGCUGCCGUUCAAGCCGGUGGACUUCAAGCCGUGCGUGGAGAUCGACGCGUCGGUGAACUCGCACCCACCCAUGGACUGGGUGGUGGUGCACGUGACCGUGGACAAGCUCGACUACUCGCUGCAGCGUUUCCGGCUGGCGGAGCCGAUCGCGCGCGUCGACCCGCGCUUGAAGGCGGCGCGCCGGCGCAGCUCGCAGGAGGAGAAGCCACCGGCGGCGCGCGUCAUCCCCACCGAGCCCAACCGCGAGUAUGAGCAGCUGCUGAGCCAGACUGGGGACGACCCGCGGUACCGGGAGCCGCGGCCGGACCCGCGGCCA